CUUUUUCCUACUAGUGCUUGAUCGAGGUCACGUGAUUUGCACUUCAUCCUCGAAAUAUUCCUGGGCCUGAAUCCUCGAGACCUCAUACUGGCCUAAUUCAUUUCCCCAUCCAUCAUUAGCAGACAUGGUAGUCGCACACGUAGAGCAGAACACAUCUGCCACCAAAAACCGCCGAAGCAUGACUCGUAAGAAGAAAGCACGCACGGCUGCCAAUACCACACAAGUUGACGGUGACGAAGAGAUGUCUCCAGAGGUUAUUCCCCCUUUGAAGUCGAAUCACACUGCCGAAGAUGAUGAUUUGAUGAUCGAAAUAAACCCUACCCCCGCCCUAGAGGCAAGCUCAGCGCCCUCUUUUCCGGCUUUGCCUGCAUCUGCGACACAAUCUACUCUAAAAUCAGAGACAAGGAGAAUUCCAAUACCCCCGCAUCGCAUGACGCCUAUAAAAAAGGACUGGAUAAAUAUUUUCAGUCCUCUCACCGAGAUCCUUGGGCUACAAGUGCGAAUGAAUGUUCAGAGGCGGUGUUUAGAAAUUAGAACAUCAAAAGCUACCACCGAAAUCGGUGCUCUGCAGAAAGGAGCUGAUUUUGUGAAGGCGUAUGCUCUUGGAUUUGACGUUAACGACGCGAUAGCACUUCUACGAAUGGACGAUCUUUACCUCGACUCGUUUGAGAUCAAAGACGUAAAAACACUCCAUGGCGAUCAUCUAAGCAGAGCAAUCGGACGGAUAGCGGGACAGGAUGGCAAGACCAAGUUUACGAUCGAGAACACUAGCCGGACUCGUAUCGUGCUCGCCGACACGAAAAUUCACAUUAUGGGCUCCUUCCAAAACAUCAAAAUUGCACGUGAUGCAAUCGUCUCUUUAAUCCUGGGCUCACCACCCGGAAAAGUUUAUGCCGGACUUAGGACCGUCAGCAGUCGUAUGAAGCAGCGGGCCCUGUAACUUUGUGUUUAGACAAAUUUAUUAUCUUUGUUUUCCAUAUUUCUCCAAUAUCAUCAUAGGAAGUGCGAUACAAAAACGUUGUGUACAAAUCUAUUGCUGGCAAUACAUACUAAGCUCA
Molecule: messenger RNA, 1058 nt
Organism: Suillus discolor
Lineage: Eukaryota; Fungi; Basidiomycota; Agaricomycetes; Boletales; Suillaceae
Exons: 5
Coding region: 125-940 (271 amino acids)
Cellular component (GO): nucleolus
Molecular function (GO): RNA binding
Source: RefSeq, a predicted model, not a curated record